UUACGAUUGUCGAUUCACUAGAUGAUUGACAAAUAAUGAAAGCACUAAGCAUUUUACAUAAAUGUCAGUAAUUCUUGUAAAAAGGUAUCGAAGAUAUAGAAUUUAUAAAAAGAAACGUUUUUAAACAUGAACCAUUAAUACAGGGGGACUGAUUGAUAGUGUUAUGAUAAAUUUUGCAUAGUUCAGCCAUGACCAAGACUAAAGAAAAGUAUUUUCCGGAUAAAAUAUUUAAUAGCAUUAUCUACGAGUAUCCAUCCCACCAAUCGCAUCUUUUAGAGGGACUGAAUUCUUUGAGAGACAAAGGGGAACUUUUCGAUAUAACUCUAGUCAUAGAAGGUAGUGAAUUUAAGGCCCACAAAGCAGUAUUAGCAGCAUGUAGUGAUUAUUUUCGAGCUAUGUUCACAGACAACAUGUUGGAAGCCCGGCAAGAUGAAAUUUGUCUAAAUGGGAUCAAAGCUAAAGGUUUUCAUCAACUUUUGGACUACGCUUACACCACUCGCCUAGCAUUAAAUAUAGCCAAUGUACAAGAAGUUUUAGAAGCAGCCUCUUACGUUCAAAUGCUUCCUGUCAUACAAGCAUGUUCCUCAUUCCUGCAAACUCAGAUAAAUAUAGAUAAUUGUGUCGAUAUUGCUACAAUAGCGGAGACCUAUUCCCUUUCACAAUUAAAGAUGAAAGUAUAUAGGUAUAUGAGCGGACACUUGCUAGAAUUUUCAAAUAGUCCGGAAUUUUACCGACUAACUCCACAACAGUUGGAAAAUUUACUUGCCUGUGAUUACCCCGUGGACUGUUCAGAAGCCGACGUUCUUAGAAUAGUUCUUGCCUGGUUUUUCCAUGUAGAUACAAAUGAAUUAGACGUUCGUCUUUCCUACGCCGUCCGCAUCAUCCGUUACAUCCACUUCAUCGAAAUAUCCAAGCGGAAACUCGACAGCAUCCUAGACAAAGUUUUCGAAGGCAGAAAAUGCGAAUGGCAAUUGUACAAAAUAAUCUUGCAAGAAGUGUACCGGCAAUCCAGCCUCGAACAAUCGGGCUUGUACAAAAUCAUCUUGCAAGAAUUGUACCGGCAAUCCAGCCACGAGCAAUCAGGCAUCAUUUCCACGCUCCUCAACUCCAGGGGCAUGGAGAUGGCGUUGUUAAAAAUCGGAGGGUUCGGUAUGAGCGGCAUCACUAAUGAAAUCACUUACUGUUUCGCAUCUGAAAGGAAAUGGAAACAUCUCACCUCGAUACCACAUGUAGAGCAGUGCAAUUUUGGUACUGCUGUGUUCAAUAAUGAGCUGUAUAUUGUUGGAGGUUGUUUUAAUCAGAGUCUGCAAGAGAAUAUUCAUCCGUUCGGAUUUAGGUACACACCAAGAUAUAAUAAGUGGUCGACGAUGGCACCCAUGAAAAUAGAGAGAUGUAGAUUCAGUCUCAACGUAGUAGGUGCACUCCUUUACGCCGUAGGCGGAGCUAGCGAAGCGGACGAAUACGAUGUCAGUACCUGCGAGUGCUACAAUCCUUUAGUGGACUCGUGGUUCAUGAUCCAACCAUUACCAGCUUACGUUACACAACACGCAGGCGUCGGGUUUGAGAACGAUUACGAAUGUAAGCUGUAUAUAAGCGGAGGAAUUGAUAGAGAUAAUGUACAGACUAACCAGAUGUUUUGUUAUGAUGUCAACUUGGAAAAAUGGAAAAUGUGCUCACCGAUGUUUUUACCUCGAGCCGACCACGUGAUGCUAAGCAUAGGAAAAUUUUUGUAUGUUUGUGGAGGAUGGACUGAAGAUUCUAGAUCUAGAUCUCUGGUGGAUACACUCGACGCCUACGAUGUUGAAAAAGAUACUUGGAGGAUAGUAACCAGAGUACCGACGCCACGCUACCAUGCUGGCAUCGUCUGCGUGGAGAAGAAAAUCUACUUCGUAGGCGGUUUUAGCAGCGACGAAAUGUUUGAUAAAGACACAGCUGCCAUAGAAUACUAUGACAUAGACACCGGCAAAUGGACUGUGGAAGACAAGUAUCCACAAGACAUAUGGGAACACACUUGCGCCACCUUGUACAUUCCAAAGUGCCGGGACGACAUGGAAGUCUUGGCCUCGUCGGAAGUGAGAACGUGAUUACGUGAUUUUUUUAUUUUUAUAAAGGGUUAAAUUAAUAGAAAUAUAUUUAUUUUGUAUUAAA
This is a messenger RNA of Psylliodes chrysocephalus, 2148 nucleotides long. The record is from the annotation of a GenBank genome assembly. Lineage: Eukaryota; Metazoa; Arthropoda; Insecta; Coleoptera; Chrysomelidae.